CUCAUGCGGAUAUUCCGGAGAUAAAAAGGGUAACACUGGGGUAAAACAUGGAGGAAGAUGCAAAGAAGAGUGAAUUUGUUCCACUUUGUGGAAUAAUGACGCAUGUGUUAAAGUAUGGUACCACAGAAAAUUCAAAAUAUCUGUUUCUGAUCAUUCCAGGAAAUCCAGGAAUUAUUGACUACUAUGAGCGAUUCAUGCAGGUUCUCUACAGGAACUGUGAUCAGAAGAUUCCUGUAUGGGGCAUAUCACAUGCUGGUCAUGUGACAGUUCCUAAGAAAACAUUAGAUGUCGAAAAGGCCUCUUAUUCUGUUUGUUCUUUGGAAGGACAAAUCAAGCACAAGAUUACAUACAUCAAAGAGCACAUUCCUACAGAUGUUAAAUUGAUUUUGAUUGGUCAUUCUAUUGGAUGUUACAUGAUCAUGAGGAUUUUGGAUGAGAUAGACCAUAGCAAUGUUCUAAGAUGCUUUCAGUUAUUCCCCACUAUAGAAAGAAUGGCACUGUCUCCAAAAGGCCAGGUAGCUACGCCCAUGUUAAAAUACCUCCGCUGGCUGGGGACAGCGAUAGUUCACGGUGCGUCUUAUUUAUCCCCCCACGUACAGUACAGACUGCUUCUGUGGUAUUUCAGUGGCCGGAAAAUACCGGAGUCUGUGUACAAUGCCUCGAUGAACCUGUUUGACCCGUUCUGUGUCAGUAACGUGAUGUACAUGGCUAACCUUGAGAUGCAGCAGGUGGCCGCCUUAGAUGAGGAACUGGUAGAGAGGCACCUCCCCAGGAUGAGUUUCUACUAUGGCGAAGACGACCAUUGGUGCCCCAAGUCUUACUAUUUUGACAUGAAGAAGAAAUUUCCCCAUGGGGACAUCAAACUUUGUCAGAAGGGCUAUGAUCAUGCCUUUGUUUUAGAAGCGAGUGAUGAGAUGGGAGACAUUGUAUGGGACUGGUUACAGGCAGAUCUGGCUAAGCUGGUAUCUUGAGAAGCAACCAGUGGAAUGAAAAAUUAGCUCAGAAAACUUUCAUUUUAUCACCUCAUUGACAUGCAACUAUCACUGAUUGAAUGCAAGAAAAUAUUCUAGUGAAUAAGAGGAUGGAAAAAAAUAGUCACAGAAUAGUUUUACAUUUUAUGCCUUAUGGACAACUGAAUAAUACUACAUAAUGUUGUGCAAUGUGUUCAAUUUUCAAAAUGUCUCGAAUAUGUAAACAGUAUAUUGCCUUAAUACCUCAAACUCAGUGUGACAGAGAAAAAAUUUAAGGUAUUGAAAGGUAUGAGAAAUUAAUUAAGAAAUAUAUUGAAAAAAUAAUGGUUAGGACUCUCAGAGCAAUUGAUGUAUCUAUGGAGUUGUUGGAGUUUGAGAUACAGAAGUUCUACUGUGCAUUAAUUCUGUGUGGAUUUCUACAGUAAACAGUACUGUUUUAUGAAAUUCCUAAAUAUUUAUGAUUUUAAUUGUAUAUAUAUUAUAAAUGUUUUUACUGUAAAUAGUAUUUGAAAGUGGUUCUAAUGCAUUUUUCGAUUGUGUAAUUAUCAUUUUUAAGCCUGUGAUACACAAAUACUCUUGUGAUGUUUUGCAUCCACAUUGAAAAUGAAUUAGAAAUGUGUCCAUAAGCUAAGAAUGCCACAUGCUAGCUCACUCUGCUUUUUUUUUGUAAAUUAAGAAAUUUGAGACCAAGACAUGGGAAAUGUCUGUUAUUUAUGGUUGAUUAAUAAAUUUAUACCAGAACUUUUAGCAAA
Messenger RNA from Saccostrea cuccullata (small rock oyster), 1723 nucleotides. Its product is annotated as lipid droplet-associated hydrolase-like. Gene Ontology annotation, biological process: lipid storage. Gene Ontology annotation, cellular component: lipid droplet. Lineage: Eukaryota; Metazoa; Mollusca; Bivalvia; Ostreida; Ostreidae. The record is from RefSeq and is a predicted model, not a curated record. Bases 48 to 971 code for a protein of 307 amino acids. Gene Ontology annotation, molecular function: lipase activity. The transcript has 4 exons.